Messenger RNA from Polistes canadensis, 4977 nucleotides. It is a transcript of the gene Pits, whose product is annotated as interferon regulatory factor 2-binding protein-like B. Lineage: Eukaryota; Metazoa; Arthropoda; Insecta; Hymenoptera; Vespidae. Gene Ontology annotation, cellular component: nucleus. The coding region runs from base 1446 to 2894 and encodes 482 amino acids. Gene Ontology annotation, biological process: regulation of transcription by RNA polymerase II. Gene Ontology annotation, molecular function: transcription corepressor activity. The record is from RefSeq and is a predicted model, not a curated record. The transcript has 5 exons.
AGGAUAAAUGGAGCAAAGAGUCUUGGGCGUAAAAGAAGAAGCAAUAACAGAUAGAUUCCAUGAGGUUUUCUCGAGUGCGUAAAAGAGAUUUCUCUUUAUUUUUCGUAAAGAAGUCUGGGAAGGUAGAGCGCAUGCGCAAGAGUAUGUCUUUCUCUCUCGUGCGCAUCUUUUCGUAUCCCGGUCGUGCGGUGCCGGCUACGUGUCAGCCUAGAGCGCUUGAUGGCGCGCCUGCGCUGCUUGCGAUUAUGACGUCACGGAAUGUGACGCCACAGCGCUCGAUUGGUGGAGCGCGUCGUACUCUCGCGUCGUCGUCGUCGUCGUUGUUGCCGUCGUUGUGGACCGGUCCGACGAGGUGGGUCGCGCUGGUUAAGCGCGAACGUUUCGCGAGUUUAACGAGAGGUGGAGAGGAACGGCGAAAAGAAUCGGUAGCGCGAGUCGAGCUGAUUCUCUCGUAUGGUUGCGUCGGGUGAGCGAAAGAAGGAAAGAAGAAGGGUUGGUAGGGAUAUGACUAGUGUAGCGGUGGUGGGGAAAGACAGAGCGUGCGCAGCGUAGAAAAGCGUCGGUGGCAUGUAGGUAGGGGGAUGCAGGGAGCGAGGAUUGUCCGGAGGAAGCGACACCCGUAGCUCCGCUUUACCACCGCAUUCUCGAGCGUUCGUCUUCGCUCGUCUCGUCGCAUAUUAGCAGCGACGACGGAACAGUGCCAGUAACAGAAGCGUACCACCAGGCAACGUAGCAAUUGACGGACGAUCGCGGUUUACGCGCACGUACUCGUCGCGCGCGCGCGCGAUAUCUCGCUUUUACAUUGUUUUUUUUUUCUCUCCUACGCGUAUCGAGUGUCAGUUUAUUGCAGUUUGUUAGAGAUCAAAAUAUUCGCAUCUCUUAUUUACGAUAGUCGCCAUUUAUUUCGGCGGUUAGUGUUGGUGAAAAACUUUUCUUCGUUGCUUGCGUCCAAUAGUCGACUCGCCGCCACGGUUAGUGAUCCACGCUCGAAAGGAGAAAAGAAAAGAAAGACCGUUUAAAGCGGGAGGGGAGGAAAGAGAUCGAAGUGACGUUUCCGUGGGAGUUCCUUCUCCACAGAGGUGGAAUCCUUUCGCGAGUGCGUAGUGCGCGCGUAAAGAGGUUUCUUAGUUUGCUGAUCCUCCGUUCGAACGGGUCAUGCUCUAGAAACGCUUCUCUCUGGCUUACUACCUAUCAACGUGCGUUCAAACGCUAGACUGUAGUUAACGAAGACUGAAAAAACCAAGAGGAUUCCUAUUCCAAGAGUAAAAUACGAUAAAUCUAAAGGGGAAGAGUGAAAGGGAAAGCGGAAAGUGGAUGUGAGUUGUGAUAGCAGUAGAGGAGUGGAGAGGAGAGGAGAGGAGUGUCUGGUUGGUUGGUUGGUUGGCUGGCUGAGUGGCUGGCUGGCUGAAGUUUAUCGAUAUCUUGAAGAUCGACGAAUCGUCAAAAUGAUGGGAAAGAGAACGCAGUGCUAUUUGUGCGAUUUACCCAGAAUGCCCUGGGCAAUGAUCAUGGACUUUUCCGAGCCGGUAUGUCGUGGUUGCGUGAAUUAUGAGGGAGCGGAUAGGAUAGAUCUAGUAUUGGAGUCUGCCAAGCAAUUGAAGAAGGCGCACGGAUUUCAAGAUGCCAGGCCGUCCGCUUCGAAGGCUUACAGGUCGGCUGGUCACACGGAACACAAUGGUGGCCCGAGUUUGGACGUUCUACCGAUUCAGAACGCCGGUCAAACUCACUCGAGGCACCACAACAUAACAAGUUAUUCGCAGUUACAUCACAGGAACUCUAUUACGGAAUUUAAUUCGGGCACAACGAGGCAACAAAUAUCGCGACAACACGAGGACAAUCAUGAUCUUGGUAACGGAUUGAGAGGCAACAAUGUGAGACUUUCGAACGCCCACCUUGCUGCUGUGGCGCAUCACGUGAGCCUCGGUCACAACAGAGGAAUGACUCAGUUGAAACGCGGCAUAUCUGCUAUCGACGAGGAGGAACACAAUGAUAAAAGACUUUCUAUGGAGGAUCAGCAUCCGGUGAGACCUCCUCUCACGAGAGGCGAUUCCUUGCCUGCCGUCAGCCUGGCUGUUAGCUACGUUCACGAUAGAAAUAAAGAGAAACACCCUGUCAGGGCGCCGAGUUUCGAAACCGCGACCACGUUCAAGGCCAACGUUGCUUACGUUGGCUCGUCUAUUCCGUUGGCGCCCGCCAAUGUAGCUGCAAAUGGCGGAGGAUCACCUCUUCGUCCUAGGACGAGUCCUCCGCCCCCACCUCCCCCGACGCAAGAAAGCGCUAACGAUAAUCCACAGAAUAAUCAUCAUCAGGGAUCGACGAACGGACCUUCACCGAUGGCUGCCUUGAUGUCCGUUGCCGACAAUCUGACGUCUCCAGAACCCGUACCCCAGCCGCCAAACAAUCCAAGUCCCACGAGCAGAAGCCCACCAACUACAGCAACUAACGUUCAACAACGUAGCGCUUCCAGAGGUUCUCAACACAGUCCUAAUGGUUCAGUCAAUUUUCUCUCAGGAUCGGGCAGAAGAUCUAGCUGUUCCAGGCACGUAUCUUCGACGACGGUAACGACGUCGUCCGAAGGUGCGGUGGCUCAAUCAGCGGGUGCUGAGCCUGUAUCAGCGCCAACCCUUAAAUGCACUCUUUGUCAAGAACGUCUUGAAGACACGCACUUUGUUCAAUGUCCAAGCGUUCCUCAUCACAAAUUUUGUUUCCCCUGCAGUCGAGACAGCAUAAAGAGGCAGGGGGCUGGUUCUGAGGUUUACUGUCCGAGUGGAGAGAAGUGUCCGUUGGCAAAUAGCCAGGUACCGUGGGCGUUUAUGCAAGGAGAGAUUGCAACGAUUCUUGGUGAGGAUACUAAUGGUUCUGGACUUAAGGUCAAGAAGGAAAGGGAAACUUAAAGAAAGUACCAAGAAUUUUGACCGUGGCUCCAAUUUUUCGCCCUCCCAUUUAAUUCAAUGGGUGGAUGUUAAUGGUGAAACCGUGAAGGUUUCACCAAAUACUUUUGGUAACGGUGUUUAAACGUUGGUUAAAUAAUGCAAACCAACAAAAACGACUAGAGCCAAAGACGCAUUGUCGAUGUUGUAACGAAUUGGGUUCCCAUGAAAAGCAACGGUUAAAAACGUUGUUUAUCAAGGAAAGUGGACGGCGAUUUGGCGUUUAACUCUAAUAUCGUUUGUCUUCAUAUAUAUAUAUAUAUAUAUAUGUAUAUGUAUAUAAAUAUACAUAUAUAUAUAUUUCUUUUUUUCUAACUUUUUUCUUCUGUUUUUUUUUUUUCUUCUUUAAAAUACAUCGAUCAAAGCCAAUAGGAUUAUUCAUCUUCGGAUGGAUUUUUUUGUUCUGAUUGAUCUUUAUGGAAUCGCGUCUUGAGAGAGAGCUCAAGGUAAAGGAGUUUUUGGCUAAUUGUGUAAGCUGGUACCGAUUCUGUCUUUUUCACACUGAAAAUACAUACACUUACGGUAAACAAAACAAUAAUACAUACACACACGUAAUUAUUGUACAUGCAGAAACGUGAAACGUAGACAGACGUGUUUAUAUAUGAAAUAUUAUGGGGAAUAAAACAGGUAGUACUAUCGCGCCAUUGAAUUCUUUUAGUUGUUAUGAUUUUUCUUAUAUUUUUUUUUUCUUUCUAUCUCUCUCUCUGUCUUUCUUCAUUCGCAAACUAUUUGUUUGGAUGAAAAAGAUUUUGUCGAUUUUUUCUCUGGCGCGAUGGCAAGACAGGGAGGGGGAGAAAGUAAGAAGAAGUGGAAGGAAAGAGAGAGGAGGGGGUUUUAAGAAACGAGCUAAUUUUCUGCUCAUCUUACAUUUGUAAUUUACAUUGGUAUUUUGGGGGGCGACAAUCGCCUUCCGUUUUAAUUGUCGUUUCCUGUUUUAAUGCCUCUAUACAUUGUGCGCGUGAUUAAAAUGCACGCGCGAAAAAUACAUAAACGCGAACACUCAGAGACACUGACACAUACAUCCACACACGAGGAUGCUCAAGUAUUACGCGACUUUCUGUAGAAUAAAUAAUUAUUACAAAAAAUAAUUAUUACAAAAAUAUUUUGCAAACAUGUAUACAUGUACGAGCAUACGUAUAUGUAUUUUUUCGUUUUCAUUUUGUAAACAUCAUCGAGUAUAAAGAAAGAAAAUAGAAUGAGUAAAAAAUAUUUUCGUUGGUCCGUUUCGCGAGGGGCGGGGGAAAGAAGAAAAAAUAGAAUCACGCGAGCGGUUGAUCAAACAUUUUUACUUUUGCUCGUAAUCAAAGAAGAAUAGAAAAUGUGAAAAUACGAAUUUUCGAGCCAACGCGGCGCGCGCAAGAUUUCUUGUACAUUAUGUAUAUGUGUAUAUAUAUAUGAUUAUAUAUAUAUAUGAUUAUAUAUAUACUACGUAAUUAGAGAAGAUGAAAGAAGAUAAAACACACCUUCGACUAAAGGAGUACCAUUCGUUCUUAUGUGUACAAACAAAUUUGCAAUCGUUUGCAUUAGUUUGCAUUCGAUUAAUUAUCCUAAAUUAUUUUUCUUUUCUUUUCUUUUCUUUUCUUUCUUUCUUUUUUUAUCUUUACUAUUUUUAUUAUAAAUUCGUCAACCCUUUUUUUCUUUUUUUUUUUUUUUUUGUAGUAUUUAAUUUGACUUUCUUUUUUUUAUUUGUAUGUAGGAAUAAAAUUCGAGGAGGAGAAUGUAUCCGUGUCAGAGUCAGAUAAUGAUUGCGAAAGAAAGACAGAAAUAGACGAAAAUCGAAGAAAUCAUCAAGCGUAUCUCCGUUACAUUUCUCAGGUGAAAAAAUUAUGCGGAAUGAAUAAUUAGUGACCUUUACAAUGUUCACUUUCGCCUUUAGUUGUUGUUUAUCUCUAUCUCGCCUAGACUUUAAGUAAAAAAAGGGGGCAUUUUUGGUUUUUCAUUUUGCCGAUGAAAAAGAAAAGAAUACGCCCGUCAAAUAGGAACCAUACACUCGCUAAUUGUCUCUAAAGAAAAAUAAAAUGAAAAAAAAAAAAAAAAAAAAAAAAAA